AUGAGUGACGAUGGAACAAACGGGGGCACUGCGGAGCGGAAAUAUUCUUGUAAGGAAUGCGGAAACACAUAUAAACACCGGUCCUCUCUAAACAAUCACAGAAGAUUUGCUUGUGGGAAAAGUCCUUCCUUCAAAUGCAAUUUGUGCAGCUCUACUUUUUCAAGGAAAUUUUCUCUACGAAGGCAUAUUCAGACAGAGGCAUGCCAAACCUCGAAACAUGAUUUUCCAAAAUCGUAACGGUAUUCAAGCAUCUCCUUUUGCGUUGAAAAUUGAAAAUUCCACUUUCUCCUACCUGGAAAGCCAAAAUUGGCGAACUUUUUGCUUUUGCAGGCUGUACCUAGAAAGAUGUAAACUCGCAUUUUCGAUCUGCGCAGUUUAGAGGAGAAGCAGUGUGGCUACUUGGUCAUGGAAGUUAUUUUUGUUACAAUAAUGAAUCGUAAAAUGUAAGGUAAACUGUUUAGAAUAAUAAAGUUGCUUAGUUUGA
This is a messenger RNA of Acanthoscelides obtectus, 484 nucleotides long. The record is from the annotation of a GenBank genome assembly. Lineage: Eukaryota; Metazoa; Arthropoda; Insecta; Coleoptera; Chrysomelidae.